AUGUCUUCAGCUCCUCCACCUACCACGUCUCUUGACCCGGAUUGGGCCAAGGAGAGUAAUACCGCCAUGAUUUUCGGUGUCACUGGCGGCUUCCACGCCCUUGCGCUGCUUUUCGUUGGCCUCCGCGUGUACACCCGUGCGGCCAUCGUCAAGCUUAUGGGGAGAGACGACUACGUCGCCAUUGCAUCCGUGUUAUGUGCCAUGGCAGGCAUGACAAUAUUUUCAGUGCAAUCCUUCUACGGUCUCGGGAAGCACACACUCACCAUCCCUGCCGAGAACAUGGUCAUCAUGAGAAAGUCAAGCUUCUUCCAGUCAAUCAUAUCUUCCAUCGCUGGUUUGGCAUUGCUGAAAGUAUCGAUUGGCCUCUCUCUCCUCCGGCUCAGUAAUGGUAUCUGGUACUCGAGAUCUCUUUGGGCAUUAAUUGUAUUUGUGUCUGCCUAUAGUUUCAUGGCCUGGAUGACGUUCUUCUUCUAUUGCCAACCACUGGAAGGAUAUUGGGACAAGAGUUUAAAACCCAAAUGCUAUCCAAUCACUCUCUUCAUCAAAUUUGGCUUGAUCAACACUGCCUUCAACAUCUUCACCGAUGUAUGCUUCGCUACGCUUCCUGUAAGCAUCAUUUGGACGUUGCAGAUGAAGCUAAGGACACGGAUAUAUCUUAUCAUUGUUCUCAGUCUCGGUUACUUUGCGGUAGCUAUGGGUGUCAUCAAGUCAGUCUACCAAAUAGCCUACGGGAAAGACAUGGACAAGACUUUUUACCAAAGUAUUCAAUUCUGGGAAUUCUUACAACUCAACCUCGGAAUCAUCGCGGCUUGCGCACCAUCUUUGAAGCCUCUUGUCGGCCAUGCCCUCAAAAUUUCAUCGAGCGACCGCUAUCACGGCGAAUUAUAUGAGAAUCGGAGACGGACCGGAACAAAUACGUCAAAACGCCGCCAGGGCUACAGAGUUCACGACAGUCAAGUUGAAUACGAGAUGCAUGGUCGUACUUUUGCUGGAUCCCCCGAGGUUCAGCGCAGUGCUGUAGAUAGCCUACAUCAAAGCUCAUAUGGAAAAGACGACAGCAGGGGGUCUGGGAGUGAGGACAUGAUUCUCCAGGAUGAUAAAGGACAAGGAAUUAUGCGGACCACAGAAAUAUCGAUCAAGCGAUGA
Colletotrichum scovillei is the source of this 1146-nucleotide messenger RNA. RefSeq lists its product as uncharacterized. Lineage: Eukaryota; Fungi; Ascomycota; Sordariomycetes; Glomerellales; Glomerellaceae. The record is from RefSeq and is a predicted model, not a curated record. The coding region runs from base 1 to 1146 and encodes 381 amino acids. The transcript has 6 exons.